AUGGACCAGAUUCUAGCCAAAGCAUCGAACCAAGCCAUAUCCUUCGCGAUCCGCUCCGGGAUCACCUUGGCGUCAGGCUACGCCAUCAAGACAGUGUCGACAUUCCUCGACAAGAUCCCCGAGUCAGCCCAACGGCGCAUCGCGCUCAAGCGCACCAAGCUCAACACCAAAAUCGCCAUUAUAAGCGUCACCAUCGACUUGAUCCGGCUCAGCGCAGCACGGGGCAACACGGUAUUGGAAUCGAGCCUUGCAUUGAUUGAUGAUCUCGAUCGGCAAUUCACCGAGUUUGACGCGCUGAUUGAUGCGAUUACGCGGGGGUUGAAUCGCGGUAAUGAGAAGGAGAGCAUUGUCCGCGUCGAGCUGGUGAUGGAUGAUUUGAUCGCGGAGAUCAAUGACGCUAUACCUGUGUUGAAUCUAAGUCUCUUGAGUUCGGGCGUUAAUCUCCAUGGCGGUGGGGUCAGCUUGAGGCAUGUGUCCCCGGGGAGAUUGCUCCAGGCGUCGAAUUAUGUCGUUAAUCGUGCGCUCGGGGGAAUUGUGGGGCCCGUGUUUGAUUUGGUCACGUAUACUGUGUUUUAUAACCCGAGCCGGAUGAAGUAUGUUGACGAUGGCGGUGCGGAUGAGUUGAGCUGUAUCACGUGGAAAGAAACGUACGCAAGGAGCUCAGUUAGGAUAGUGGAUGGCGGUGGUGAUGGAGCAGGGAAUAACUUCAGGUACAGCUUGGAGAUUGAGGAGGACUUUAGCGAUGGGCGAUACCAUGAUGACACGGAUAAACCUGGCUUGAAAAGCUACGAUUUGCAAACGGUGCAGAGCAUGUUUUUCACUGCCUCGGGCAAGCUUUUGAGGAUCGAGGGACGCAACUCGCCGGUUUUGAUUUUGAAGAUGGUGGAUCGGGAGAAGAAGAGCGAGGAGUGGAUUGCUCUAGGUGAGUUGAACAAGGGCGAGUUUGACGAAGACGAUGAAGACGAUGAGGACGAAGACGAGGAAGAAAAAAAAGAAGCCAAAGUUGAUGCAGAGGCAGUCAAGGCCAGCUCAUUGUCUUUGCUAGAGUACAUCAUCCGCCUUUCCAGAUUGCAGGAAAUCGAACAAAAAAGCAUCCUCGAGAUCCCCGAUGAGGUGUUGAAGUUGUAUCUACACGAUCAGCUGACGAGUGCCGACUUGCCCAAACUGAUCGCCCAGAAGCAAAAGCACGAGACAACAGUUCGCAACACUGAAGACAGCAUCAGGAUGGACUCAAAUGUGAGCAGGCUCAAGCAUUUGAACCUUGAUGAAACUAAAAAGGAAAAAGAAAAAGAGAAAGAAAAAGAGAAAAAGAGUAAACUGAAAAGAUAG
This is a messenger RNA of Lodderomyces beijingensis, 1329 nucleotides long. The record is from the annotation of a GenBank genome assembly. NCBI's taxonomy places the organism in Eukaryota, Fungi, Ascomycota, Pichiomycetes, Serinales, Debaryomycetaceae.